Messenger RNA from Botrytis cinerea B05.10, 991 nucleotides. RefSeq lists its product as hypothetical. The transcript is spliced from 2 exons. The coding region runs from base 98 to 835 and encodes 245 amino acids. The record is from RefSeq and is a predicted model, not a curated record. Gene Ontology annotation, biological process: mycotoxin biosynthetic process. NCBI's taxonomy places the organism in Eukaryota, Fungi, Ascomycota, Leotiomycetes, Helotiales, Sclerotiniaceae.
GCGCUUCUUCUGUAGUCAAGAAAAUAUAGCUUCCCGUUCCUUUCCCUCCUUUUGACUUUGGAUAUUCGAUCCUAGAACUCACACUUCCACAGCAACCAUGGAAAACAAAUUCAUGCCCAACGCUAGCGCACAUCCUCUCCGCAUUAUCUUAUACACAAUCUUCCUAUCCACAGCAAUCAUAUCGACAUUCAUCCUCCUAGCUCACAAAGAAAUACUUCCCUUCCUCGCCCCCGUCCAAAACCUCAUCAUCUACCAAAUCUGUCCCGGAGCACACGACCACACCAGCGGAGCCACAAUCCCAGUCCCUCCAGCCAGCGAAUUCCACUCCAAGAUCUUCGAGCCGAUCCCCGCGCUCGAAGCUGCAAUCGGUGACCCCGAGGAUGUAGACUGGGAUGAAUAUCUUCUCACGCCCAACGGCGGCUUUAUCAUGGUGGAUGAAGGAGAUGGGGUUACGAAGGGAUACGGAGUCACCAUGUUUCAUCAAUUGCAUUGUUUGGGAAUGAUCAGGACGAUGUUAUUUGGAGGAUCGAUGAAUCAUGAUCACGAGGUUCAGGGGGCGGAGUGGUCGAAAAAUCCGCUGCAUUUCCUGCAUUGUUUGGAUUAUAUUGCUCAGGGAAUUAUCUGUACGGCCGAUGAUACCCUUGAAGUUCCUAAGCCCACGACUAACGCCAUGGGCAAAGUGGUGGAUGGGAUUGAUGGUAUGGGCCACGAGCAUCAAUGCCGCAACGCGAGUGCUCUGAGAGAAAAAGUGCUCCUUAGUGAAAGUACGCCGGUCUGGAGAGCAGCUCUUGGUCGGACUAGUGUUUUUAGUCAUCGUGCUAUUCCUGUAACCUAAGCUUCGAACAUUGGACGAUGGAGGAGCCAACUACUAAGGUUUUAUUGCGGGAAGGCGAGCAAAUGUUCUAGUAGGUGUUGUAGGUACGUAGAUCGGGUAAUUUAGUAUGCUAGAUGACCUUAUACCAAUGAAUUUGAGAAGCAUUUUGAUCUAUCA